CCCAUCCUAACAAAUCUAUCACGUGAGUGUUCGCCCUAUCAAUUCGAGAUGUCUGAAGUCGCCACCGAAGCCGCUGCAGCAGCUCCUGCUGCCUCCCCAGCCAAGACCAAGAAACCAAGGGCACCGAAGGGAGAAGGCAAGCCCAAGAAGCCAUCGACUCAUCCCCCGGUGAACGAUAUGGUUGUUUCCGCCAUCAAGACCCUGAAGGAACGCAAUGGAUCGUCCCUGCAGGCGAUCAAAAAGUAUAUCGCUGCCAACUACAAAUGCGAUGUCGCCAAGCUUGCUCCAUUCCUCAAGAAGGCCUUGAAGAACGGUGUCGAGAAGGGCACGUUUGUUCAAACCAAGGGAACUGGGGCCUCUGGAUCGUUCAAGUUGAAGGCCGAAGCUAAAAAGGCUGCCGCAGAGAAGAAACCGAAAAAGGCCGGUGAGAAGAAACCAAAGGCUGCCGGAGCGAAGACAAAGAAGGCAACCAAGAAGCCAGCCGGCGAGAAGAAAGCCAAGAAGCCAGCUGGUGAGAAGAAAGCCAAGAAACCUGCUGCGGCGAAAAAGGCCAAGGCAGCUGGUGCCAAAGCAGCCAAGAAAGCGGGAGGCGUAAAGAAGGCCGCUGCUCCCAAGCAGAAAGCCACCAAGCCAUCCAAGACCGCGGCCAAGAAGCCAAACCCUGAAGCCGAAAAAGGCUGCCCCAGCCAAAAAGCUGCCCCAAAGAAAGCCGCCGCCAAGAAGUAAAGUUCCAACUUUCGGUAGCAUCGUUUGCCGUACUGCACACCAGUGCACUACCAUACACACCCAAUCAGUCCUUUUCAGGGCUACCAA
Molecule: messenger RNA, 813 nt
Organism: Armigeres subalbatus
Lineage: Eukaryota; Metazoa; Arthropoda; Insecta; Diptera; Culicidae
Product: histone H1B-like
Biological process (GO): negative regulation of DNA recombination; nucleosome assembly; chromosome condensation
Cellular component (GO): nucleosome; nucleus
Molecular function (GO): nucleosomal DNA binding; double-stranded DNA binding; structural constituent of chromatin
Source: RefSeq, a predicted model, not a curated record